Molecule: messenger RNA, 1187 nt
Organism: Fomitiporia mediterranea MF3/22
Lineage: Eukaryota; Fungi; Basidiomycota; Agaricomycetes; Hymenochaetales; Hymenochaetaceae
Gene: FmHTP1
Product: Cloroperoxidase
Exons: 2
Coding region: 21-755 (244 amino acids)
Molecular function (GO): peroxidase activity
Source: RefSeq, a predicted model, not a curated record
GCAAUAUUCUCAGAGGCACAAUGUCUUCAACCACCAUUCGUAACCCUUAUGUCUCUGCUGGCCCUGGUGACAGUCGUUCACCAUGCCCUGCACUCAACGCGCUCGCCAACCACGGCUAUAUUCCCCACUCAGGCCGUUCGAUACCCUUCUUCCAACUUGUGAAGGCCAUACGGACGGUCUACAAUUGCUCGUUACCACUCGCACUGGUACUCUCUGUCGUGGGCUUCCUCUGGUGCGGCCACAUUACUGGCUCCGGUUUCUCUAUGCGCCUCGCCCUCGACCUACACGACCUUGCCCGUCACAACCAUAUUGAACAUGACGGCUCUCUUGGUCAUGCGGACGUAACUCCAGGCGAAUUAUACGCCCCAGUUGUCCCUGACCCCACGCGGCUUGCCUCGUUGUUAAAUGCAGGCAGCGUCACUGCGAAGGGUCCUGGUGGGGCAGGAGCAUUGACCCUUUACGAUCUUGCUCGUGUACGCUAUCUCCGCGACUCUGAACUCGCUCGACCGCUUGAUCCCGUACACUCUUUCAUCACACGAGGCGAGCUUGCUCUUAUUCUCCUUGCGAUGGGAGUUCCGAAUGGGGAGAAUGCUGUUGACCGCGUCGUUCCGCGCCAGCACCUCGAACAGUGGUUCGCCGAGGAGCGUUUACCUGAUGGAUGGGAUGGCCCGAAUGUGCAGAUCGGGUUGCUGAACACGGGCAAGCUCGGGAAAUCAGUGAAGAGCGAAGUGGACCGGAUUGCCCGUUACAGUUAAAGCGCGGACGCCUUAACGCCUAUUUCCCGUACUACUGACUCCCUUCGCGAGUCAGCGAUGGUCACGAAGCGCGGACUAUGAACUCUGGACUACGGACCUUCCUUAAUGCCUAGUACAUCUACCUGUUCCGCUCCUUUCUUCACCUUCCAAUGAUGAUGAUUGUGCCUCGGACACCUGUGCAUUUCGGCAUCAUGUAUCCACCCCUGUUCCAUUGAAUACCCGCCCGCAGCUUCCAUGUAUAACCAAUGACGCUCUUUCGUCAGAUUCAUCUUAUCUGUACCUUUUAAUAAUGUAAUAUCUUCACAUUAGGUGCUCCUAAUUAUGACACUCCGGUUCUGUGCCUUCUCGGAUCCGAACUUAGUUCCCGACGACUUCUUGACUUUCCGAUACCGUAACAGAUUUGGAGUAUACUCGCUCCGCCAUGUAUUCACU